Oenanthe melanoleuca is the source of this 1045-nucleotide messenger RNA. Its product is annotated as mast cell protease 1A-like. Lineage: Eukaryota; Metazoa; Chordata; Aves; Passeriformes; Muscicapidae. The record is from RefSeq and is a predicted model, not a curated record. Bases 1 to 801 code for a protein of 266 amino acids. Gene Ontology annotation, biological process: proteolysis. The transcript is spliced from 5 exons. Gene Ontology annotation, molecular function: serine-type endopeptidase activity. Gene Ontology annotation, cellular component: cytoplasm; intracellular membrane-bounded organelle.
AUGCUGCUUCUCCUUCUGAUCUCAAGUGCUUUUCUCCUGCCCUGGGCUGGGGCUGGAAGGAUCAUUGGUGGGAAGGAAGUUAAACGCCACUCCAGACCCUACAUGGCAUAUUUACAUAUACAAGUUUUAUAUCCGUCUAGCCGAAAGGCUUAUUCAUGUGGAGGGUUCCUGAUUGGCCCAGAUGCAGUGCUCUCAGCAGCUCACUGUGUGGAUAAAAACGGGACAGUGAGGGUCACUGUGACUCUGGGAGCCCACAACAUCAGCGUUCGAGAACGGAGCCAGCAGAGGAUCCCUGUUGAACGCUGGGUCACCCCUCCCAAAUAUUCCAGUGAUGGCCACAUAAAUGACAUUGUGCUGCUGAAGCUGAAGACAAAGGCCAAGAUCAAUAAGAAUGUGAAACAAAUCGCCUUUUCCGGGAGCAAUGAGCGUGUGACAGUAGGAACUAAAUGCAGUGUGGCUGGCUGGGGCUGGACGGCUGUGGAAGGUCGUGGCAGUGAUGUGUUGAUGGAGGUGGAACUGAAGGUGCAAAAUGACGAACCAUGUAAGCAGCUAUUCCAUAACUACCUGCGUCAUUCCAUGAUGUGCGUUGGUGAUAAGAAAGGCAAAAAGACAACUUACGAAGGUGAUUCUGGUGGCCCAUUUGUCUGCAAUCAGAAGGCUUAUGGCAUUGUUUCUCGUGGAGUUGGGACAAGACCUUUCCCUAAGGUAUUCACCAGAAUCUCGUAUUUUGAGCCCUGGAUACGUGAGCAGCUGAGGAAGUUUGCACUCCAAGAGCUGCCUGGCUCUCCAUCCUCUGACUAAAAUGCUCAAUGUCCCUUCUCCACAAUGCAUCAAACACCUGCUGGUCCUCAGAAGCUCCCAGGGGCAGCUGAACUGGGCUCAGAGAAGCCCCCAUGGUGCAGGCACAGGCUUUUGCAGUAAGGAGAGUCUCCAUGGCAAAGUGAAAAUGCAGGUCCCAAGUACACACAGCUUCCCAUUGUUCCCUUUCUGCCACUGCUGCUGCAGCUCUGCUUUCUGGCCAUCAAUAAAGGCACGUUCAAACUUG